CUUGCUCUCUAAGCAACCAACCGUCCUCCCGAUCCCAAAAUCCCCAACCCUUCUCCCCAAAACCCUCGAUCGGGAUCCAUGGCUUCCUCCUCGCCGGCACCGCCGGGCGUGAUGCUCGCCAUCCACGAGAAGAAGACCAGCACCGUCGAUCUCUACCGCCCACUCCGCAACUACAUCGUCGUCCACUACUCUGAGCGCGAGGCACAGCUCCUUGAAGAUGAUCUCGAGACCGUACGUCAGCUCCGAUGCGACAUCGAGAAGCCCCCUGAAUCCUCCCCACCGGACAUCCGCCGCGACACCCUCCAGGCCUAUGCUCGCGCCCUCGCUGUCAUGGAACCGCGUUUUCCAAUUUCCCCAGAUCGCUCUCACAUAAACGCCAUCACCUUCACCUGGUUUGACGCCUUCAAGCCCAAUAAAAAGGCAGCGCAGCAGAACAUCCAUCUGGAGAAGGCGGCGGUGUUCUUCAAUCUCGGGGCAGUGUAUAGCCAGAUGGGGCUGGCGGCGGACCGGAGCUCGCCUGCUGGGCUCAAGCAGGCGUGUAAUUGUUUUCAGUCGGCUUCUGGGGCGUUUGCGUUCUUGAGGGAUAAUGUUUCGAUGAAGGCGGCAAUUGGAGGAGCUACUGUGGAUGUUUCGGCGGAGUGCGCCGGGAUGUUAGACCGGCUCAUGCUGGCGCAGGCGCAAGAGUGUUUUUUUGAGAAGGUUAUCUCGGAUGCGAAGCCUCCCGGGCUCUGCUCCAAGGUUGCACGACAGGUUGGUCUGUACUAUGAGGAGACAUAUGCGGCAUUGAGUGUUCCCCCUCUCAGCCAACACUUUGAUCGCUCAUGGAUCUCUCAUGUGCAGUUGAAGGCAGCCCAGUUCUAUGCUGAGGCCUGCUAUAGAGCUGCUUUAGAACUUCAUGGGAAAGAAGAAAUUGCUGAAGAAAUAGCGAGAUUGAAAAUUGGUUUAGGUGUCCUCACAGAUGCAAAGAAAUCAGCCAAGGGGGUUGCUGCAGUCCUUCUUGAUGCUAUCUCAAGAUUGGAAAGUAAUAUGAAUGUGAACCUGGAGAGGGCUGUGAAGGAGAAUGAUCGGGUCUAUCUCAUGCGGGUCCCUGCUGCUGGUAGUUUGACAUCUUUACCUGCUGCUUCCCUUGUCAAGCCUGUGCCUAUGGCUGAUUUAUUGGAUGCUAGUAAGGACAAGUUGUUUGCAACCCUUGUCCCUGAUAGCAGCGCUAAGGUCCUCUCUAAAUAUACAGAGAUGGUUGAUGACAUCAUUAGGACACAAGCUGAGAAACUGCAGCAAGGAAGUGAGAUCACAAGAGUAAAAUUGAAGGAUAUGGACUUACCUGAUUCCAUUCUUGCUUUGGAGGGAAAUUUUAGUCUGCCCAUGGAUCUGAAGGAAGAUGUUGAGGCUGUGCAGAUUAGUGGUGGCCCAUCUGGUCUUGAAGCUGAAUUGCAGCAGCUCCGGGAUUUGAGGAGGGUAAAUCAGGAGCUUUUGGUCCAGACUGAAGAACUAUUGCAGAAAGAAGAAAGGGAGGAUGCACAAUUUCGUACCCAAUUUGGAACACGUUGGACUAGGCCUCAGUCCAGCACUUUAACAAAGAACUUGCUGGAAAGAUUGAACAGGUUUGCUGGAAACCUCAAGCAAGCAGCUGAUAGUGAUGCUCGGAUUGAGCGUGCUGUGAGAGAUAACAUGGAACUCAUGUCAAUCCUUGAUCAUCGUCCGAUAGAGUCUGCCGUUCCAAGUCUUGCAAGGCCUAUAAUGUCUUUGGAUGGCAAUGAAGAUGCUAUAGUUGGAGCAUUGAAACAAAGCUUGAGGCAAUUGGAGAAUCUUGGCGCACAAAGGGCUGGUCUUGAAGACAUGCUCAAAGAGAUGAAGAGGAAGGAUGAUAUAUUACCAAAGUUGAUGACAAGCACUGGGUCAAGUGAAGAUCUUUUCAAGAAGGAGAUAUCAAAGUAUGAUCAUAUCUGUGGAGAAAUAUCUCAAAAUAUUGAAGCGCAGGAGCAAUUGCUACUUCAAAUUCAGGCACAAAAUGAUGACUUUGCAGCUGUCUUUAAUCUAGAGGAUUACAAAGUUUCCCGUGAGAGGUGUUACAAGCAGAUUGCUGCAGCCAUAGCGAAAUAUCGUGAAAUCAAAGACAAUAUUAAUGAGGGUUUGAAAUUCUACGUCACCCUUCAGGAUGCAAUAACAAAUGUAAAGCAGCAAUGCAGUGAUUUCGUGAUGACCAGAAACAUCCAAUGCCGUGAAAUGAUCGAAGAUGUACAGAGGCAAAUUGCUGGUCUCAACUUCUCCACCAAUGCCAAAACAGGCUACAAUUACCCUUCGGCUGGCCAAUCCAACCCGCAGAGGAGCACCCCACAACAGCCAGACCCACAGAGUUCUCCACUCCCAUCUCAUCCUCAAUCACCUUACGGCCAUCCCUCUGGCGAACAGGCCCGGCCUGCAUAUUCACAACCAUAUCCACCAUACACCUCAUCACAACAGUCACCUUACCAUGCUCCUCCAGGUGCUCCCACUUCCUACCAGCGUCCUCCUCAUGAAUACGGGCAACCAGCUUAUCCAGGAUGGCGCGGACCGUAUUACAAUGCACCGCCGCAACAACAAAACCCAUAUCCUCCUCCCCCAUACUCUUUACCAGGUCAGUAUCCUCAGCAAGGCAAUUACUACAAGCACCAAUAGAAUACCUAUUUCAGUUUGAUACAAUGAACUCAUGCUGGUUCCUCCAAUAUAUUACUGUGAAUGCAUGCAUUUAUCGGUUUCGUUAUCCUUUUAGCUAUGCUUUACAUUCAUCCUAGAACAAUGCUUGUAAUGGUUUAUAUAAAAUAUCACUGUAUUGUUUCCAUGUGAUUAUUAAAUAAAUGUCUGAAAGCUUCAUUCAUAUAUAACAAACUUGGUUUCCCA
This is a messenger RNA of Dioscorea cayenensis subsp. rotundata (Guinea yam), 2877 nucleotides long. RefSeq names its product vacuolar-sorting protein BRO1. Lineage: Eukaryota; Viridiplantae; Streptophyta; Magnoliopsida; Dioscoreales; Dioscoreaceae. Gene Ontology annotation, cellular component: endosome. The coding region runs from base 79 to 2655 and encodes 858 amino acids. Gene Ontology annotation, biological process: protein transport to vacuole involved in ubiquitin-dependent protein catabolic process via the multivesicular body sorting pathway. The transcript is spliced from 8 exons. Gene Ontology annotation, molecular function: protein binding. The record is from RefSeq and is a predicted model, not a curated record.